Penaeus vannamei (Pacific white shrimp) is the source of this 2632-nucleotide messenger RNA. It is a transcript of the gene CBP, whose product is annotated as sarcoplasmic calcium-binding protein. NCBI's taxonomy places the organism in Eukaryota, Metazoa, Arthropoda, Malacostraca, Decapoda, Penaeidae. Gene Ontology annotation, biological process: mitochondrial calcium ion homeostasis; calcium import into the mitochondrion. Gene Ontology annotation, molecular function: calcium ion binding. Gene Ontology annotation, cellular component: uniplex complex. The record is from RefSeq and is a predicted model, not a curated record.
AGCUAUUCACCAGUCCGGGAACUGGAGAGCUUCAGUUGGGUUUGUGUCGUUGUGAUCGCCAUGUCGCUCUCUAGGUGCUUCACCACCGCUCUCCGGUCCCGCCGUGCCUUGGAGAGGACUCUUCUGCCUGCUGCCUCUGCUGUUACAGGCUUCAACAAGGUUGCAGAAGAUGAAGCCAGAGGAAAACUAUACUAUGCUCCUACUGCUCAGUCGCAGGUGGGCCACGUGCGUCACUACAGCAAGCGGGCCAGCGUGCGCAAACACCAAGAGUCCGACUCCGAUUCGUCCGACUCCGACCGCGAGUCCGGGAAGGGGAAGCGGGCCACGAGGGGCCAGACAGCAUUCUGGAGACAGAAAAUGCGCACACAUCAUCAGGUGAUUGACCUCAACAAGGACGGCGUUGUGUCUUGGGAUGACUUCGAAGUCCUCAUUGCUAGGUUCACCGAGCUUGGACACCUGUCACCUAAAGAAAUUAACAAAUUCACAGAUGCAUUACGGCACGUUUGGGAAGAAGAGUGGGGUGCCUCAGGAGACCCGUACGUCUUCAUCGGACAAGAGCAGUUCCUGGCGCAAAUGGAACAUGUUGUCAACACGAAGUCACUGAGAAAGAGAGUUGCUAGCCCUCUGCCCUAUUUCUUUAGCGCCGUAGACCGUGAUGGAAGCGGGGAAAUCUCCAUUGAAGAAUUCAAAGUCUUUUAUUCAUGCUUAGGAUUAUCAGAACAAGCUGCUGAAGAAUCCUUUGCUUCUAUUGACCUUAAUAAGGAUGGGAAGCUCAGCAAGAAGGAGUUUAUAAAAUUGGGACGAAAUUUCUUCCUGUCCGAGAAAGAACACAAACCUGGCAAGCUUUUCUGGGGUCCUUUGGUUUAAGGAGCGCCUGUAGACAAUUUUGCGGACUUGUGAAGAAAAUGUUUAAUUAUGUGAGCAUGACUGACAGAAAUCAGAUAAGGUCAUAUGAAAUAGGGUCCUGUGUUUAAUGUGUCCCUUUUGGCAGUAUUUGAGAUUUGUUAAAAUGUGAGUAAUGCAAAUAUGACAGAAAUUAGAUGAAUUCAAGUGAUGAAACUGCAUCCAAAUAUUUGCAACAGUGAAUUUUAAUAUUUUUAUAUGUAUUGUAUAAAAUUAAAUUGCCAUUAAUUGUUAAAUAGCAAAAAUAUAUUUUAUUAUGUAGUGUAAAAUGUGAUAUCAUCUUUUGCAUUUCUUUUCAGUAUAUUUUUUUCUAUAUUUUUUUAGAAUUUACAGAUUUUGCUGAAAAUUAAUAACCUAGAUUGAUUUUACAGUAGCACUGAGAAAAAAGCAACUCUUACUUACCAUUGCAUACUGAAUAAAUUUUACAUUGUAUCCUGUAUUAGUUCUUUUUGGUGUGGGCAUGUAGAUAGCUUUGUGAAGAUUUGAACUAAAAAGAGAUGUCUUUUAGGUCUGCUUUUUUGUUUUUCAACUCAUGAUAACACUUAUCCUCUAUACCUGUAUGAUGUAUGUAGCAUUAGAGGAUGAAAUUUCUUUCCAUUGAUUCUUUUUAUUUACAAAUGUUUACAUCAAAAAAUGAAUUAUUCAUUUUAUUAAAGAAUAUUUACUCUACAUUAGAAGUUUUUUUUUUAAUCUAGUUUUUCCAAGAUAUUAUUGAAAAUCAUACACUUUAUCAACUCAUGAUAACACUUAUCCCACAUUAACUGUAUAGUUUAUGCAUUUUGUGAGGAUGAAAAUCAUUGUCAUUAAAGGCAUCACAAAAUGAUAUUGUUUAUUUACAUACCUUUUCAUCCAGAUUUAUGGAAUAUUAAAAAAAAAUUAUUGUUUUUUAAUGUCGUUGUCACCUAACAGGUAGGAUAACAUAAAUAUUUCAUACUUCAUAUAAUUUCACUGAUACUUUCAUGGAACUUUAAAACUAAACAUUCACAUGAAGGAGUACAUUUUUUGAUAAUAUAAAAUGUAAUGUACCUUUUCCCAAUGGCAUAAAGAAAUGGUACAAUUAAAUGAUGGACCUAAAUAGAGUUAAAAAUUAGAUAUUGUACUAUACAUUCCCUGCUGAUCACAAAGAUUAGUAAAAAUGGUUAUUUAACCCCUUGGUGACAAUGGUGGCUAUGACCUUCAUGAUGUAACAGCCUAUGAUGUUGUGUAAAUGCUUCAUGACUCACAGCAGGUAGGCCUGCUGUAUACAGCUUAGGCCCAGCCACAAAGUCUAGACUUGCAAAAUUUUACAUCACAAAGAAAUCAGUCCCCAUCACCAUAGGGUUUAGAAAGUAACUUCAGGCCAAAGUCCUCACUUGUCUUGAUGUGAUUACUACUUUGAAGCCAACCUUUAAAAAAAUACUGAGAAAAUUACCUUCCUUGUAGGAAAACAUGAAAGAAUACCAAGGUCCUAAACAACAGCUAUCAGGAAAUAUAUAGCUCCUAAAUUUAUGAUAAGGGCUUCUGGUAAAUAUACAUUUUGAUAAAAUGCCUCUAUAGGGGAUUAUAAGUUAGUGAAUCUUCUCAAAGUAUUAAUCAGACUUUGAUCUGGAAAUAUUUCUGCUGCAAAAGAAAUGUAAAGUCUGAAAGCUACUUUAUUGUCAGCCGUUUUCUUGUAAACACCUGAUUUUAUAUUUAAAAACUUCUCUGAAAUAUUCAAGCUACAUAUAUAUUGAAUAAAUCCAACAGGUCA